Molecule: messenger RNA, 1773 nt
Organism: Radiomyces spectabilis
Lineage: Eukaryota; Fungi; Mucoromycota; Mucoromycetes; Mucorales; Radiomycetaceae
Exons: 7
Coding region: 1-1773 (590 amino acids)
Molecular function (GO): protein binding
Source: RefSeq, a predicted model, not a curated record
AUGUCUUCUCCUGAAAAAGCCGCACAGCCUGUUGCCUCUGCGUCUACCGAUAGAAUUAAAAAGUUCUUCGAGGACAAAGACUGGAAGUUUUACUGCGCCCUUGUUGCCGGUCUGACAUUGGCCGGUGCCGGUGCCUAUUACCUCACCGCUCCCAAAUCAAAUAAAGAACGCGCGAGCAAGAAGACCGUAGACAGCAAGAAACCAGAAGCAGCCGGUCCUGCUAAGGGUGCUGAAACUCGCGAUAUUCCGGCCAAGGAAAAAGCCGCUGCUACGCCUUCCGCCGCUGCUGUUGAUUAUGUUUCCAUGGACGAUGCUGCCAUUGCCGCAUUAUCAGCUGAGCAACGUUCGGAAGCUGCUCAAUCGUUAAAGUCCAAAGGCAACAGUCAGUUCAGCAACAAAAAGUACCAAGAAGCUGUCGACUUGUACACUCAAGCCAUUCGCUUCAAAGCCGAUCCUAUCUUCUUCUCCAAUCGUGCUGCCUGCUAUGCCAAUCUUGGUCAGAACGAUCGAGUCAUUGAGGACUGUAAUCAGGCUUUGAAGUUGGAUCCCGUCUAUGUGAAGGCUUUGAAUCGCCGUGCGCAAGCUUUGGAAAAGAAGGGUGACCUUGCCGAAUCUUUGUAUGAUUUCACCAGUGUCUGCAUUUUGGACAGCUUCAAAAAUGAUGCCGCUGCCAAAUCCAUGGAACGCUUGUUGAAGCAAGUGUCCGAAGAAAAGGCCAAGGAAAUGAUGAAGACAAAGAAGCCUCGCUUGCCGUCUCAUACUUUUGUCAGCGCUUACCUCGAUUCUUUCCGUCCAGUUGUCCACGAAUUGCCUACGGAAACUGCUGAAGAAUCAGGUGACGCUUGGUACGCCAAGGCGAUUUGUGCUAUCGGCGGAAAGAAUUACGAGGCCGCUUUCGAUGCUUCUGAAAAGGCCGUGGCUUUGGGUUGUUCUCCCGCUUAUCAGGCUCACGCAUUGAACCUCAAGGGUACAUUCAUCUUUUUGAAGGGCAACACAAAGAAUGCUCUCGAAUGCUUCAACGAGGCUAUCAAGGUCGAUCCCAAGUAUGUUCAAAGUUAUAUUAAACGAUCCAGCAUCUUCAUGGAACAAGGCGAUGUUGCUUCGACUAUGCAGCAAUUCGAAGAAGCUAUUGCCAUCAAUCCCAGCGAUCCUGAUAUUUACUAUCACCGCGGUCAAGUGAACUACAUCAGUGGCAACUACGAUGCCGCUGCCAAGGAUUACAGCGAAAGCAUCAAGUUGGAUGACAGUUUCGUUUAUGCUCAUAUUCAAUUGGGCGUCGUUCAAUACAAGCUCGGUUCCAUUUCUCAGUCCAUGUCCACUUUCAACAACACCUUGAAGAAGUUUGCCAACUCGGCCGAUGUCCACAACUACUACGGUGAACUGUUGGCCGAUCAGCAAAAACUUGUGGAAGCUAUCGACAUGUUUACGCAAGCCAUCAACUUGGACGGCAGGAAUCCGUUGCCCUACAUCAAUAAGGCCAUGUUGAUGUACCAAGUCAUGGGUGAUAUCAAUGAGGCAACCAACUUGUGCAAGCAAGCAUUGGAGGCCGAUCCUGCAUGCGACGCUGCUGUGGCUUCAUUGGCUCAAAUUUUGCUUGAACAAGGCAAGCCUGAAGAAGCUCUCAAGUACUAUGAAAUGGCCAUUGAUUUGGCUCGAACGGAGGCCGAAUUAGAACAUGCUAUUUCUUAUGUCGAGGCCACCAAGACGCAAAUUCGAUUCCAGCAGGAUUAUCCCGAUGCUGCUGCCAGACUCAAGGCGUUGCGCGGUCAAUAA